Molecule: messenger RNA, 1309 nt
Organism: Vigna radiata var. radiata (mung bean)
Lineage: Eukaryota; Viridiplantae; Streptophyta; Magnoliopsida; Fabales; Fabaceae
Product: germin-like protein subfamily 3 member 4
Exons: 1
Coding region: 283-969 (228 amino acids)
Cellular component (GO): cell wall
Molecular function (GO): manganese ion binding
Source: RefSeq, a predicted model, not a curated record
UAUACAACCUUCAAGUCUCAAAAACAACGUUGGAAUUAUGACAUAGUGCAGACUCAGUGAAUUGGCUAGUGUUUCCUAUGUUUUCAAGCAAACACUUCUUACAUUAUACUUCAAGACUAUUAUUACUUGCAUUUUUUGCAAUCCUGAGAGACAUACUGUCAGAGACACAACAAGAUCAAGAACUUAAUUGUGUGUAGAUGUAUGUAUGUAUAAAAUGCGGAGGAUGUUUUAUUCAGCCAACAUAGCAAUAUCUAAGAAAUAGUAACCAAGUGGAGAUUCAAGAUGAAGUUGAAAUCCUUUGCUCACCUUUUCUUUAUGUUGUUUUUUGUUGCCUUUUCCAACAUCAAAAUCUGCUUAGGAGACUGUGAUAACCUACAGGAUUCUUGCCCAGCAGUUCCACCCAACAAGCAGACCAUAUUCAUCAAUGGUCUACAAUGCAAAAACCCAGUUAAUGUUUCAGCUCAAGAUUUCAGGACCACAAAACUGAGCACUGCCGGCUCUACAGACAUUUUUGGUGCGUCGAUGAAAAUUGUCAGUGCUGCUGAGUUUGGUGGUCUGAAUACUCUUGGCCUCUCCAUUGGAAGAACUGAUCUUGAUGGGAAUGGCCUGGUUAACUUCCACUAUCAUCCUAGAGCUACUGAGAUCAUCUUUGUUACCAAAGGAGUGUUGUUGGCUGGAUUUGUUGAUACCAAAAACCAGUACUUCCAAAAGUUGAUUAAAGUAGGUGAUGUGUUUGUGUUCCCCAAGGCUUUGUUCCACUUCUAUCUAAAUACUGGUUUUGAAGAAGCCUCUAUCUUCUCAGUGUACAACAGCCAAAAUCCUGGCUUUGUAUCCCUUAGUCCUACAGCUUCUGACACUACAUUAGAAUCACUAGACAAGAUCAAGAGAAAACUCAUAUCACUCUCUGCCUCUGAAACUCAAGAUGUAAACAGUUUCAUCUCUCCAGAAAUGGAAAGCAUUUACAGUUAGCCAUUUCAACCUAUUCUCUAUUGAACUCCAUGGUAUUAGUUCAAUUACAUUUAACAGUGUGUUUUGUUUGGUUAUUUAUUGUACUCCCAACUUAUAUUAUACACUAUUACUUGUGCCUCAUCCAUAAUCGUGUCAACCUUUUUUCAACAUGAAUUUCCUAGCUCUAUAUAUUACUGGGAAUCAUAAUUACCAAUGAUACCAUACCAGGAAGUAGAAUGGAAGAGAAAAACAAAUGCAACAUAACACGAGAUUCCCCUUCUUUCGAGUUCAGGUGUGAGAACUACACACUUCAAUUGUUCAUUUAUUCUAAAUGUACUAUGGGGUUUGGCCUCUUUCAUAA